Molecule: messenger RNA, 3071 nt
Organism: Castor canadensis (American beaver)
Lineage: Eukaryota; Metazoa; Chordata; Mammalia; Rodentia; Castoridae
Gene: Crmp1
Product: collapsin response mediator protein 1
Cellular component (GO): cytoplasm; cytosol
Molecular function (GO): hydrolase activity, acting on carbon-nitrogen (but not peptide) bonds, in cyclic amides
Source: RefSeq, a predicted model, not a curated record
CCGGGGCCGCCUCGGGCCCGCACCCAGGCGCGGAGCGCGGCGAACGGUUGUGGCGAGGGCGGCGGGCGGGCGGCCGGCCUUGGAGCGGUAUGGCGGACCGGCGGCGCGCGUGGAACACGGAGGACGACCUGCCCGUGUACCUGGCGCGGCCGGGCAGCGCGGCGCAGACCCCGCGCCAGAAGUACGGCGGCAUGUUCGCCGCGGUGGAGGGCGCCUACGAGAACAAGACCAUCGACUUCGACGCGUACAGCGUGGGCCGCCGCGGCUCGGCGCGCACGCCGCGCAGUGCUGGCCGGCCCGACGCCGUGGGCCUGCCGGGGCCCGGCGGCAGCGAGGACACGGCCAGCGACGUGAGCGAGCCCUCGGGUUCGGCCGUCAGCUCACCCUGCGAGCGCGACGAGAGACCGCCUGCGCUGCACAUUCGCUGCCCUGCGCCCCGAGACCUGCCACUCGGCCGGGACAAUGGCCAGAGUGACCGACUCCUCAUCAAAGGUGGGCGUAUCAUCAACGAUGACCAGUCCUUUUAUGCUGACGUCUACUUGGAAGAUGGACUCAUAAAACAAAUAGGAGAGAACUUAAUUGUACCUGGUGGAGUGAAGACCAUUGAGGCCAAUGGACGGAUGGUCAUGCCCGGAGGGAUCGAUGUCAACACGUACCUGCAGAAGCCCUCCCAGGGGAUGACCUCAGCUGAUGACUUCUUCCAGGGGACUAGGGCAGCAUUGGCAGGAGGGACCACGAUGAUCAUUGACCAUGUUGUUCCUGAACCUGGGUCCAGCCUGCUGACUUCCUUUGAGAAGUGGCAUGAAGCAGCAGACACCAAAUCUUGCUGUGACUACUCCCUCCACGUGGACAUCACGAGCUGGUACGAUGGUGUCCGGGAGGAGCUGGAAGUUCUGGUGCAGGACAAAGGUGUCAAUUCCUUCCAAGUCUACAUGGCCUAUAAAGACCUCUACCAGAUGUCUGACAGCCAGCUCUAUGAAGCCUUCACCUUCCUCAAGGGACUGGGAGCUGUGAUCUUGGUCCACGCAGAAAAUGGAGACUUGAUAGCUCAGGAACAAAAGCGGAUCCUAGAGAUGGGCAUCACGGGUCCCGAGGGCCAUGCUCUGAGCAGACCUGAAGAGCUGGAGGCUGAAGCCGUGUUCCGGGCCAUCACCAUCGCGGGCCGGAUCAACUGUCCUGUGUACAUCACCAAGGUCAUGAGCAAGGGCGCAGCGGACAUCAUCACCCUGGCCAGGAAGAAGGGUCCCCUCGUUUUCGGCGAGCCCAUUGCUGCCAGCCUGGGGACGGAUGGCACCCACUACUGGAGCAAGAACUGGGCCAAGGCAGCAGCAUUUGUGACCUCCCCUCCCCUGAGCCCGGACCCCACCACCCCCGACUAUCUGACCUCCCUGCUGGCCUGUGGAGACCUGCAGGUCACAGGCAGUGGCCACUGUCCCUACAGCACUUCCCAGAAGGCAGUGGGCAAGGACAACUUCACCCUGAUCCCUGAGGGAGUCAAUGGAAUAGAGGAGCGAAUGACCGUCGUCUGGGACAAGGCGGUGGCUACUGGCAAAAUGGAUGAGAACCAGUUUGUGGCCGUCACCAGCACCAAUGCGGCCAAAAUCUUCAACCUGUACCCAAGGAAAGGGCGGAUUGCCGUGGGCUCAGAUGCUGAUGUUGUCAUCUGGGACCCUGACAAGAUGAAAACCAUCACAGCUAAAAGUCACAAGUCGGCUGUGGAGUACAACAUCUUCGAAGGCAUGGAGUGCCACGGCUCCCCGCUGGUGGUCAUCAGCCAGGGCAAGAUCGUCUUCGAGGACGGAUGCAUCAACGUCAGCAAGGGUGUGGGCCGCCUCAUCCCACGGAAGCCGUUCCCUGAGUACCUCUACCAGCGCGUCAAAAUCCGGAACAAGGUUUCCGGAUUGCAGGGGGUUUCCAGGGGCAUGUAUGAUGGUCCUGUGUAUGAGGUGCCAGCUACACCAAAAUAUGCAACUCCUGCUCCUUCUGCCAAAUCCUCGCCUUCCAAACACCAGCCCCCGCCCAUCAGGAACCUCCACCAGUCCAACUUCAGCUUAUCAGGUGCCCAGAUAGAUGACAACAACCCCAGGCGUACCGGCCACCGCAUUGUGGCGCCCCCUGGUGGCCGCUCCAACAUCACCAGCCUCGGUUGACCCUGGGUGAAGAGAGAUGCGCUAGAGUGAAGGAUUCUGGGAAUAUUGUCCAUUCCUUUUCCUGUCUGUGUUUUUGAAACCCACAGUUUUAGUUGGUACCGAUGGGGGGACAUUGAGUGAUGUUCUUUCCUUUCCUGUUUAGAAAGAAGUGGUAUAGUGUGGUGUGUUUGCUUGGAAAUUCCUCGCCCACCGUGUGUUCACGCCGAACCCGCCUCAGAGCAUGGUGUCCUCAUAGCCCCUCCCUAGUGAACCAUGGAUUUAGCAGCGUCUUGUACUGUCCCCUCCGCCUCCGACUCCAGUGGCUCCAUGAUUCUCGAGUGGCGGUUCCUUUGCACCCGUAGCUGUUUAGAUAGGAUGCAUGUUCCCAAGUUCCGUGUGCAAGUCUGAGCGUGUGUGAUGGACACCGCCAAGGACAGACGGACCUAGAUCCAAUGUCAAGACCUCAAGCCCCCAGGGCGAUUCCAAAACUCUUAAACAAAGCUGUUUCCUCAUUGCCCCCACCGCCAGUCUUUGCGAGAAGAGGUCCUCCCCGCCCCGCCCUCUGCGAUCUGUGAGUGUGCCGAAUGGUAGGGAAGCGCCAUCCAUGUCCCGUCAGGCACCCGGUCUGCGUGGCACUCGGCACGACGUCUUUCCGGUCUGUGUGUUCUUCCAGCCAGCUCUGGGCUUCUGGCUGAGCCAGGCUCACACCCAGAUAGGGGUCUCCUCCCAUCCCCCGUUCAGGGAUGAGGGCAGUGGGGUGACGGCUGCUCCCAGGGUCGCCUGAGUCCUGGUCCCUCUGAAGAGGUUGAUGGGGGCAGUCAGAUUUUUAAAGUUUUGUACAGUUUUCCUUUGUAAUCACCGCCAUUUUUACUUAAUAACUGACUUGUUUGUGGCUCUUAUUUCUGAAUUCAAAGCUUGUGAAAAAAUAAAGAAAAUGAACUG